Messenger RNA from Thrips palmi, 1773 nucleotides. RefSeq lists its product as uncharacterized. The coding region runs from base 365 to 1687 and encodes 440 amino acids. The record is from RefSeq and is a predicted model, not a curated record. Lineage: Eukaryota; Metazoa; Arthropoda; Insecta; Thysanoptera; Thripidae. The transcript is spliced from 3 exons. Gene Ontology annotation, molecular function: protein binding.
CUCUCCACACGUAGCCAGUGUCCGCGCGUGCUUCAACGUGCUUGCAGUUCUAGCUUUUGGUUCUUUCACUUCCGGUCCAGGGAUUCGUUUAGGUCAUCUAUUGGGAGUGAGAUUCGUCUCACCAGAGCUUAUUUGCAUCGUAUUCGUGCCGCUUGGCUCCACUUCAACAUCUCGAGGAAGCCCACAUCCUCGGUUGGUUCCAGACUCGCGGUUGACCCGGACGCGUCGUUGAGCGGAACGCACCGUACCUGCCUGCUGUUUUGCGGCAUCAGUGGAGGAAGUCAGCUCCAAGAGUCUAACCGUGCGGACACCGGUGUGAGCGGACUUCAGCUGACCUGAGCGCCUGCCUCUUCAAGCCAUCGUCAUGUACCCCGAGCUGCUGGUCCUGUCGGACGACUCGUUGCUGACGGUGCUGUCGUACCUGCCGCCCAGGGAGCUCAUUGGCUGCCGCCUGCUGUGCCGACGCCUCCGCGACCUGUGUCUCCAUCGGGACCUGUGGAAGAAGGCCGUGGUGCGUGGGCGGGGCCUGGUGCGCGCCGCACUGGCCCUGGCGCCGUGCGUGUCAGCCCUGAUCGUGGACAGCGGGUUGCCUCUCGAGGUGCUGGCCUCUUACGUGCCCAGCACCACAUGCGUCGUCGCCGCGCUUCACCUGGGAGUAGGCAAUCAAACCGAAGCGUUGUUCGCCGCGCUCAUCGUCCAGAAGCUCUCGGCUCUCGGUGGUCUCAAGAUGAUCGCCCUGAAUAUUGACCACUCUUUCCCUCCGGGAGACACGCUGACUCCACUCCUGCAGGCGGCCUACAACAUCGAUGGUCUGAAGGAACUUCAAAUCGACAACAACACUGAGAAAGCCCUGCCGGCUGCGUGGUGCGAGCGUCAGGUCAGCCCUUCCAUGACCAAGCUCCUGUACUUGGGACCCUCCGCGGGGCCCUUCCUGGAGCUGCUUCUACGAACCCACGCGGCCACUCUCCAAGACGUGUCUCUGUAUCUGACGGAAGGUACCCCGGUGUCUUUUUUGGAGAAGAUUCCUGGCUUGCGACAUUUGGUGUGUCACCCGCACGAAGAUCUAUCCCGGCUGUCGAAACUGCCCGAACUGCAGACUUUGGACCUGGCAGAGUCGCCUGACGACGAGCCAUUCGUCGCUGGUGCACUGGAACUACUCCGUCAGGCGUCGCACCUGCGGACCGUGACUUUCUGUUUCACGUGGGUACAGCCGCUCGCUCCGCUGUCGGCACUUGUGGAAUCCCCCUCUGCCCGACUCGUGGAAAACCUUGAGCUGUGCAGCGCGAGGUGGGCGGACUUGGACGUGGUGGCGGCUGCUCUACCGCAGUUUCCCUCCCUGCGUACCCUCUCUCUGGACAUAGUGCCGUCGUAUGACUUCUUGCGGGCAGUGAGCCCCACUUCUGCGCCGUCCCUGACGACGCUCAAAGUGUACCCCUCCCGGAGACUGUGCCUCCACGCCUGGCUUCACGACCCGGCCAAUCAAGAUCUCCUGGCGAGGAAUGCCCGCCUUCACCUGCAGCCUAUUUUUCCACAGUCCGUUUCGACCGUGACGAUCUCCGACAAGUGCGAGUGCCAGUGGUGCCGUUGGGGAUGCCACAGCUCACUGAGGGGCCCCAUCAGCGCAGACACCUCGUUCGCCACGCACGGAAAGAUGUCUUCCUGCCCGACUGGCUGCUUCCAGAUUUGACCGUGCGGUGACUAUGUACUCUUAUUGAUUCAAGGUUUUUACUCCUGUUGACGUAACUUACCAAUAAAACCGUCACUUUGCCAAGA